UUGCCUGACCUAGGUCUGUUUUCUUAACCCCCAACAUUAGGCAUGUUUGUCUUCUUAGGGAGUGUGUCCUAAAUCCCAGGCCUAGAAAUCAAAGUCGCCUUCACUGACAGCAGGAGCGGCAGGAGGACACCGGGACACUCCGUGGCUGGAAAUGGAGUCAGUGAGCUUUGAGGAUGUGGCUGUGAAGUUCACCAAGGAGGAGUGGGCUCUGCUGGAUCCAUCCCAGAAGAAGCUGUACAAAGAUGUGAUGCAGGAAACCUUGAGGAACCUGACUGUUAUAGGGAACAAGUUGGAAAACCAGAAGGUUGUAAAUGAGUAUGAAAAUCUCUCCAGAAAAUUAAGCAGCCAACUGGUAGAGAAAUUCUGUGAAUAUAAAGAAAGUCUUCAGAGUACAGAACUCUUCGGCUGUAUUCCAGAGCCUCCUGUGAACCUGAAAUCUUCUCCAGGACUUUCCACAUGUGAGAAGCAUGUGUGUGGAGAAGGAAGCAUUGGGCAUUCAUCUCUAGGUGCACCCCUGAACCAUCAGGUAGGACAUAAACCUCAUGAAGACCAGGAAUAUGGACGGAAGUUGUAUAAACAUAAGGAGUUUGGGGGCAGCUCCAGUUCUCCUCUGUCCUUUCGGACACACAAAAGUGCUCACACUGGAGAGAAACCUUCUAAAAAUAAGGACUGCAAAGAAGACCUUCUUUGUCUCCAAUCCGGCCAAAGGAAUGAAGAACAUGACCAUGCAAAAAAAUCCUUCGUUUGCAAGCAAUGUGGGAAAGGCUUCACUCACCCCAGUCCUUUACAACGGCAUGAAAAGAGUCACAGUGUUAAGAAGCCCUAUGUGUGUGAACUGUGUGGGAAAGGCUUUGCUCGGUUUGGUAACCUUUUAAGACAUCAGACAACUGACACACGCGAGAAUCCUUUUCUGCCUAAUCAUAAUGGGAGAACUUUUCCUCGUUCUGCUUGUCUUCGAAGACGUAUGGGAAUUCACAGUGUUAAGAAGCCCUAUGUGUGUGAGCAGUGUGGGAAAACUUUCCUUGAUUCCACUUACUUUCGAAUACAUAGAAGGAUUCACACUGGUGUGAAACCAUAUGUGUGUAAGCAAUGUGGGAAAGCCUUCACUGCUUCUCGUUACCUUAAAUCACAUGAACUAACUCACACUCGGGAAAAAUCGUACGUAUGUAAGCAGUGUGGGAAUUCCUUCACGUUUUGGUAUCAGUUUCAAAAGCAUAAAGUAAUUCACAGUGGUGUGAAUCCCUAUGUUUGUAAACAAUGUGGGAAAGGCUUUACUUAUUCCAGUUCCCUAAAAACACAUGAAAGAAUUCAUACUGGUCAGAAGCCCUAUGUGUGUAAGCACUGUGGGAAAACCUUUGGUAGUUCUGGUAACCUUAAAAGACAUGGAAGUACUCACACUGGAGAGAGACUCUAUGUGUGCAAGCAAUGUGGGAAAUCUUUCAAUAAUCACAGUUCCUUUCAAUUCCAUAAAAGAAUGCAUGCUGGAGAGAACCCCUACAAGUGUAAGCAGUGUGGGAAGGAUUUAGCUUCUUCUUCCUCCCUUCAGAGCCAUGAAAGGAAUCAUUCUGGAGAGAAGCCCUAUGUGUGUUUGCAAUGUGGGAAAGCCUUCAGUUCUGACAGUUCUCUUCGAAAACAUAAAAUAAUGCACAGUGAAGAAAAACCCUAUGUAUGCAAGCAAUGUGGGAAAGCUUUUCGUCGCUUUUUUGAGGUUCGAGUACAUGAACGAAUCCACAGCAGCGAGAGACCCUAUCAAUGUAAGACAUGUGGGAGAGGCUUUUCGAGUUCAACUCAUUUGCGAAGACAUGCACCAAUUCAUAGUAAAGCAAAUAAGGAUGUUUGUAAGUAACGUGAGAAAGUCUUGUCUUAGGUAGCUCUCACAGAGAUCAAACAACAUGGGAAGCUGUCAAACAAAUUUCUAGAGAAGCAGUUCUUUUGAGUCAAUGUGGCUUUUAAUACUAGAAGUUCCCUCCAACAACAUGGAAGUAAACACACGGAGAAAAGCACUUCGAGAA
Peromyscus eremicus (cactus mouse) is the source of this 2012-nucleotide messenger RNA. RefSeq names its product zinc finger protein 709-like. Gene Ontology annotation, biological process: negative regulation of transcription by RNA polymerase II. The coding region runs from base 152 to 1846 and encodes 564 amino acids. Gene Ontology annotation, molecular function: DNA-binding transcription repressor activity, RNA polymerase II-specific. Lineage: Eukaryota; Metazoa; Chordata; Mammalia; Rodentia; Cricetidae. The record is from RefSeq and is a predicted model, not a curated record. The transcript is spliced from 4 exons.